UCUAAACAAAUUUGUUCUUUCAAAAUAAUCAGGUUAAUGUAAAAGUUUAAGAUUCAACAAAUUUACAGUAAAUAUAAUUUCUCUUUAUUUUUUAUGAUAAUCCUAUCUAACUAUAUUUUGCAAAUACCUUUCUAGAAUGCCAUGAUGCAAUAAACCCCAUAUGAAUACUUCACUCGAUAUUCUUUAGAAGAAAUAGGUUCAUACUAUCAAAAUACUUUAUCACUAAAUUGAUGGGCAAAAAAUGUUAAAAAGUGUAAAAUAAAUUGUUUGUCGUUUAAAUUUUUUUCCAACUGAUAAAUCAGUAUGUACCUAAUUGUAAGAUUAUACCAUGGAUUUGAAAUUUGUCGCCUUCAUGAUAACAAAAGUAAUUAUUUUGGCGUUCGAUUAUAACGCAAAGUUUUUGAUAAUUACUCUACACCGUUCGUCCGCGAAUAUCUGCAUUAUAAAUAAUCGUAAUUAACCAUUCCGCGUUUAAAUACAAAUUUGUUUCUACCUAACUCAAGCACCUCUUUUUUUCAAUUAUGUAGACGUGCGUGUCGUAAAAAUGUUUUCUGUUAAAUGAUAAAAUGUAUAAAUAAUCAUGUUUCGACUCAUGUACAGGAUGCCCAAAAAGACUAACCAGUUGCAGCAGUAAGUCCAGUCAAGUCACGUUUUUUUGUUAUAAAAUUUUAGUUCUUUUUUCCCUUGAUCACUCACUGAAGCUAGAGUCGGCAUAUUGUAAAAACUAAAAAAGAAGUACCACAAUUGUUAUUGUUUUAAUUUAACAGUACUCUUUACUAAAAAAAAAAACAAAAACCCGCAAAUCAAAAGGUUGAAGUUUUUACUGAUGUUGAGGUCAUGCGUACGUUGUUGUUUUGAGAGAAUUUUAGUAGAUUUACUACCGGUCCAAGUAUUGCGGAAGGUUUCCUGUACAUCCAGUACAAUUAAAAAUUCAAUUGCUAAAAACUGUUUAUUUUUUGCUAGGCACGUAUUGUUAUUCCUAGAUUAGAAAAAGUAAAUUUCGCAGCAUUGAUUUGUAUAUCAAUGUUAAAGCACCUUUUUGAGAACAAUAGAAUUUUUGUCGAUAAUACGAAAACUUAAUGCAUUGUAACGCUAUAAAUACGAUAUUAGCUUUUAACUGUGUUAUUUAAAGAAUGAAUUUAACGAAUCUAUCACAACUAGCAAGUGCAAAGCUUAAUUGGUGUGCAAUUAAUAAGUGCCUUUAAACACACUUCGUUUCUCAUUCUGCUGCAAAUGUUCAGAAGACGUGAUAGUGAAACUUUGUCAUACGACAUUAACUACCAAAAGAUGCACAACCUUUGUUAUCACGAUUUUACCGUUGACUAUUCAAAACAGAGUGAUUUUGAAAAUGAUCAGUUUGUAUUGUCCAGAAAUUUGAUUUUUGAUUUAACACAUUUAAAAGUGGUGCUUGAGUGUCUGUCUAAACUCCAUUUGACGAACAUUAAGAAUAAAAUUCAGCAUAAUAUUAACGGGAACCGAGAAGUACCAGAUGAAUUAAAUGAUAGAAAUAACGAAGAAUCUCUUUUGGAUAUUGAAGAAUUACGGAUAAAUCUCUGGCAUGAUACUAAACAAAAACAGCUACUCAGCUUGAUUGAUGAAUUGCAUGAAUUCAGUUCUACAAAGGAAUUUUUUAAAAACCAACUCAAUGAGUUAAUGGAAAAUGAGAUAAAAACUAAAAACGAUGGGGUAAUUUGUAAUGAAAAUUUGAAAUUGGAUAAUAUUUUAUUUAAAUAUGAAAAUGGAACACCUGUAGAGUGUAAAUUAAAAACGUUCAGAUCAGUUGCUUGUACACCUUCAGUUUGUAAUGUAUUGACUCUGAUAUAUUCUACAACAGAACGCAUUUGGAGAAGUAAACACCUUUAUGAACUCUUGGAAUAUUAUUAUAAUUGUCUAAAAACGCAAUGUAAAACACAGAAAAUUAUUUUGAAUGAACUGCUUCCCCUUGAUCAAUUUGAAAAAGAAAUUUACAACUAUUUACCAAAAGUAAAACUUAUAUCAGCUUUUCUUAAAAUUCAAAACAUUGAAAGCAUCCAUUCAUCCCUAGUCUCCAAUUCAGCAGAUAAUCAUAUUAACAACCUAAUAAAACUGAACGUUGAAUAUAAAAAUCAAAUUUUGGAUUCCUUAUCAGACCUACAAGAAUAUAUUUUAUACAAGCCGCUACGAUUAACUGUCGAAGAUAUGUAUGAAAUUAUGAAAAAGAAACUUGGCACAACUCAAUUUAAAAUUGAAAAUUUUAAUUCAGUUUCCAUUGGGAAGUCGAAAGGAUUUCUGGGGGACCAUAACAAGUUACUAGUUCACAUCCGUACAGAUGAAAAUAAUGAAAUUAAGGUUGUUAAUCUAUUCGUAAAAUUAUAUCCUGAAAAAUGUGCUUUCGUUGAUGUUUUGGUGGAUUCUAACGUAUUUUUUAAAGAAAUAUUUACGUAUACAACUUGCGUUAAAGGUAUGAAAAAACAUGGAAUAAAUGUCAUCGAUGAUUGUUUUGCACCUUGUUAUUUUACAAGACCUGAUCAUUGCUUAGUGUUUGAAGAUUUGGUAACUCAUGGUUUUAUUAUUCCUGAUCAAAGAAAAUAUUUUACGCCACAAGAAAUAAAAACCGUAUUGCAAACUCUGGCAAAGUUUCACGCAGCCGGUAUAUUAUACGAGGAAAAAUUAUCUGAAAAAUGCGAAACUAAAGUGUGUUUGAAAGAUAAAUAUCCCGUUGGUUUAUGCGAAGCUUUCUAUAGCAAUAAUAAUGAAAAACCUUUCAUUAAAUAUCUGCUUUGUGGUAGAAAUGUCUUGUUACAUUUAAUAGAUAAAUUCUACCCUUCUGGUGAUAAUGAAGGGUUUAAAAACUUUUGUCUUUCUUUAGUGCAAAAGUCUGUUGCGAAAGUAACACCUUCAACAAAGUUUCGAAAUACAAUUUGUCACGGUGACCUUUGGCCCACUAAUUUUUUUAUCAAGUACGUUGAUGAUAAUCCAGUCGAUUGUCGUUUAAUCGAUAUGCAAAUUGUUCGGUAUUGUCCCCCUGCUCAUGAUGUUAUUUUCGUGAUUUUUUAUUGUACCAACAAAGCGACAAGAGAAAAACACUUAAAAGAUUUUCUUACUCACUAUUACAGCGUUAUGAAAAACACACUAGAAAUUUAUGGCCAUGAUCCAGAGUCAAUUUAUUCAUUUGAGGAAUUGAUUGAAACAUGCGAUGAUGUGUUAUUGCAAGCUGUUUUUCAAUCAUCGGUUUGGUAUCAGCUAAGUCAGCUGUCUGCUGAAGCUAUCGAAGAAAUAAAUUCGGUUAAAACAAAUAUGUCUGAUAUUCUAUAUAACGAUAGAAGGAGCUUCUGUGAAAGUAUUUGCGAUCGUGAUCCAAAUUAUAGAAGGCGAAUGGAAGAAGUUAUUCAAACAUUAAAAAAUAUUUAUGAAGAAGGCGAAAACAGAAUAAUUUCAGAAAUGGUGUAUUCUAAGUAAAUUAGAGGCAACACUGAAGAUAGUAUCAGCCGACAGAGUUUUAAUACUAGGGCAAUCAAAAGAUUAUGGGAUUUGUAAACACAAAAAGAAUAACGGUG
Messenger RNA from Agrilus planipennis (emerald ash borer), 3536 nucleotides. Its product is annotated as protein MCM10 homolog. Gene Ontology annotation, molecular function: single-stranded DNA binding; protein binding; DNA replication origin binding. Lineage: Eukaryota; Metazoa; Arthropoda; Insecta; Coleoptera; Buprestidae. The transcript is spliced from 2 exons. Gene Ontology annotation, cellular component: nucleus; replication fork protection complex. The coding region runs from base 1234 to 3438 and encodes 734 amino acids. The record is from RefSeq and is a predicted model, not a curated record. Gene Ontology annotation, biological process: DNA replication; protein polyubiquitination; DNA replication initiation.